AGAAAUCUCUCUACAAAAAGAAAGAAAGAGAGAAAUGGAAUGGAAGAAAGGAUAUUUGGAUCUCAUUUUGGUUCCUUUGGGGCUAUUGGUUAUGUUCUCUUAUCAUUUUUGGUUAUGGUAUAAGGUUAGAACCGAACCGCUCUCCACCAUCAUUGGAACCAAUGCUAUCGGUCGUCGCUUGUGGGUUUCAUCGAUCAUGAAGGACAAUGAUAAGAAGAACAUAUUAGCCGUGCAAACCUUAAGAAACACGAUAAUGGGAGCGACAUUAAUGGCGACGACAUCAAUUCUACUAUGUUCCGGUUUAGCCGCCGUCAUUAGCAGUACUUAUAGUAUAAAGAAGCCUCUAAAUGACUCUGUUUAUGGGGCUCACGGAGAGUUCAUGGUUGCAUUGAAAUAUGUAACACUACUUCUCAUAUUCUUAUUCUCAUUCUUAUGUCAUUCGCUCUCCAUUCGCUUCAUCAAUCAGGUCAACUUCCUCAUAAAUUGUCCACCCGACAUUGAUAGUCACAGCCCGAUAAUAUGUCCAGAGUACGUGUCACAAUUGUUGGAGAGAGGGUUUGCGUUGAACACGGUUGGGAAUAGGAUAUUCUAUACGGCGUUACCUGUUUUGCUUUGGAUAUUUGGGCCAGUACUCGUGUUAUUGUGUUCUCUAACGUUGGUACCUGUUCUCUACAACCUCGAUUUAAAUGUAGCCAACGAAGCCGUAAAAGGGAAGAAGAAUAUGCAAGUCGUCGGAGAUAACGAUGAUUGUGAGAAAGGCCAUCAUGAUUUAGUAUUAGAGUUUUAAUUUUGGUAAAAAUCUAUUUUCCUUCUAUAUGUAACUUUGUACACAUAAGGGUUUCAAAUCAAACAUAUUUAUGAAUAAUUAUGAUUUCUUACAUUGUGA
This is a messenger RNA of Impatiens glandulifera, 886 nucleotides long. RefSeq lists its product as uncharacterized. Bases 35 to 787 code for a protein of 250 amino acids. NCBI's taxonomy places the organism in Eukaryota, Viridiplantae, Streptophyta, Magnoliopsida, Ericales, Balsaminaceae. The transcript has 2 exons. The record is from RefSeq and is a predicted model, not a curated record.